Messenger RNA from Dentiscutata heterogama, 1737 nucleotides. NCBI's taxonomy places the organism in Eukaryota, Fungi, Glomeromycota, Glomeromycetes, Diversisporales, Gigasporaceae. The record is from the annotation of a GenBank genome assembly.
AUGAUUUCACUUGGAUUUAUAUAUCAUCGAAUGGUUUGUAAAGGGCAAACCUUUUUAUUACCACACACAACCACUCGAGAAAGAGGUAUUUUAAGAUUAAGGCCACAAGAAACAUUUCACCUUACAACAAUUGUAUUUAAUAUGCUAUAUUCUACUCCAGCUCUCAAAUUUAAAUCGAAAAUACCGGAUGGGGUGUCACGAAAGCAGCCAAAUAAAUUUAUUGUUGAUGCAAUUGGAUUUUUUGUAUUGAUUGCACCUUUUGCAACAUUAUUUCCAUUUGCCUGUUUAACUGGUUAUUGGGCAAAUGUAGAUUAUUCUUUAGCAUUAUUAUAUACAGAAGCUCAUUACAUAAUUUUGGCUUUAUGGGGUUUAAUUUUUUUAGGCUCUGUAAUAUAUUUUUGGUGUAAAUUAAUUUUUAUAAUAUGGAAUCGUAUUAUCGAAUUGAAGAAAAAGGAAUGUAAUGGAAGGUCAGAUAUAGGAUUAACCGUUUCAACUUUACAACAAGUUGCAAGAAAUUUAUGCCUCGCAUCAUUUGUUUUAGUUGUAGCAAUGUUGUUACAUAUCGUCACAGUCUUGUCGUAUUGUGCUAUUCACAAGGACAUGGCAUCAUUUAGCCCUAACGUUAACAUUGGUUUCAUGAUAGCUUGGGAUUGUACUAUACCAGUUGUCCAAAACAUAAUUCAAUGCAUCUUUCUAUACAAUUGUUUAAGGCCAAUGCCCAGACUUCCAAGUUCAUCAAUUAGUGAUACAUCUUCACCAAAUAGAUCGUAUAGACAAAGCUUUCGAAUUAGUCAAUUAUUUCCUAGAAGAGAUACUGAUAGACGAUCAUCAACAAUUUGUGAUGAAGAGGCCUCAACAACAGGUGGUGCUCGUGACUCUAUAAUAAAUUCACAGUCAAUUCAGCCUUUAACAAAUAUUAUCACUGAAAAACCAGUUGCAAAUCUGAAUCAUAUUGACAUGCAUCGAGAUAGUAAAACAAGCAUUAAAGCUAUUCAAGCUGAGGAAGUAAAACAUGAUUCAAUACAAUCAAUGAACAGUUUAAAAUCAAUAUCAAAAUCAUCAAAAUAUGGUAGCGUUAGAAAUAGCGCUAAAAAUUCAAUAUCAACACUUUCUGAUUUAAAUAUUCCACCAGAAGAAAAUGGUUUAGCAAUAUAUCCAAGUUCUUUGACACCAAGAAAUAGUUAUUGUUUAAAUCCUAAUCUUAAUCGGCUUUUACAACUCAAUCUAGAUGAAAUAACAUUAAAUAAUACUCUUCAACCUCCUCAUAUAUCUGAUUUUACAAGAAAAAAUCCUGGUUUGCGCCAUCACAGAAGUCAAGAUAGUUCAAUGGGUUAUAUUGCUGAAGAGAUAUUGGAUGACGAUCUAGAUAAUAGGCAACUCUAUAAUAGUAACAGUGAUCAAAAUAGUUAUAAUGAGAGUCGGCAUAGUGAAUUAGACGGCAGUUCGUCGGUUUCUUAUGACGCCUCAAGUUCAACGAUAAUAAGUCCUGAUGCGGCAGCAUUGGCCAAAGCUUCAUGGGCAAAAUCAGAGGAAGAUCUUGGUAUUUAUAAAGGAAGUAUUAAUGCUAGUAGACAUACAUCUAGAAGCCAUACAAGUUUAGUAUUACAAAGAGAUUCUAUAUCAAUAUAUUCAGAUACUAACGAUAAACAAGAAUGGUUGAAAAGACGACCUAUGUCACCUCUUGUUAGAAAAGUAACAAUUCCAAGAUCAGGUCUUGUUAUAAAAACCGAUUAUUAA